AUGUAUGGCCUACCUAAAGACCACAAAGCCACGGUACCGCUUCGGCCAGUUGUGUCAGCUGUUGAUAGCCCGGUGACCAAUAUUUCUAUUGUCCUGGAGCGUAUACUGAACCAAUGCCUGAAAUAUGUCCCAGCACAUCUUAAAAACACGCUGGAAGCACUGGAGGAUAUCCGGCAAGUGUAUCCCGACCUACAAGCCCCAGCGGGGACCAUCAUCGUUACAAUGGACGUGGUCGCUCUUUACCCAAGUAUCCCUAUCGCUGAGGGGGUGGAGGCGGUCGCUAGAGUCCUGCAGCAGCACAUCGAGUCUGUUGACACAUUUGGUUUAAGCGUGGAGCAGAUCGAAGAGCUGUUAACCUUCGUUCUAAGAUCCAAUUACUUCAGAUUUGGUGAGAAGGUCUACCACCAGAGGGAAGGCAUCGCCAUGGGUAACAACCUAGCGCCCCCGUUUGCGAUUAUCUUCAUGCAUGACCUCGAAACCUCGCUGUUGCUAAACUCGCCUGGUGCUCCCGUACUCUACAAGCGUUAUAUUGAUGACAUCAUUAUGCUGUGGACACUGGGGGCCGCGCUUCUCCGCCAGCUGAUUGCAUACUUCAAUACCGCCAAUGCGAGCAUCAAGUUCACGUAUCAAUCUUCGGAGGAAACUGGGUCGGUGGACUUUAUGGACACGACUAUUCAUGUCUCCUCCGAGGGCGCAAUAUCAUUCGAGCUGUUCCGCAAAGCUUGCCACAGUGGCCUCGUCUCAGACUUCAACUCGUGCGUUCCGCAACAGCAAAAACUCGCCAUCGCGUCUUCGGAAUUCCUCCGCGCGGCCCGCCUUUCCUCUGAUCCUGCAGCCCGCCAGCGAAGUGAGCAAAAGGUUAUUGACACAUUAAAAUUCAACAACUUUCCUGACAAAGUUAUCGCGACUGCUCAUGAACGAGCCAGACGACCUGCUAAACAAAAGAAAGACUAUCGAUCCACGUUGAAGUUACCAUUCAAAACGGAUGCCAUCCACUACAGGGUCCACCGUCUUCUAAACAAAUACAAUCUAAAUGUACAGAUAAUCUACAAGAAUGCAAGGCUUUCCAACAGCGUCACUAAGUCCAGCCUCACUGGACCUUGCUGCCGUAAGUGGGUGGAUCCCGCUGCCCCGAGGCGACGAGGAAGGCCUAAAGCCGCCUGCGUUGCAUGCCAAUCGAGCGAGGUAGAAUGCACAAGACGCAACGUGGUUUAUCGUCUGACCUGCAAGUGCUCGGAGAAGUAUGUUGGAGAGACUGGCCGUAGUGUAGCAACGCGAACAAAAGAACACAAUGAUAACUCACGCAACAAGACGUCUGGAAAAGCCCUGGGCGAGCACUACCGACUUCACCAUGGCGGCGAGGUACUGCCGCUUGGCGAGUCGGCAUUCACAGAGGUUCGCGUCCUUGCCACCGAGUCGGAUCGGGCCAGGAGGAGAAUACGCGAAGCAAUACAAAUUCGCGACACGAGUCCCAGCAUAAACAAUAACGCAGGAUGGGACCUCCUGUGA
Messenger RNA from Sycon ciliatum, 1509 nucleotides. RefSeq lists its product as uncharacterized. Bases 1 to 1509 code for a protein of 502 amino acids. Lineage: Eukaryota; Metazoa; Porifera; Calcarea; Leucosolenida; Sycettidae. The transcript has a single exon. The record is from RefSeq and is a predicted model, not a curated record.